Messenger RNA from Larimichthys crocea (large yellow croaker), 2608 nucleotides. It is a transcript of the gene nme9, whose product is annotated as NME/NM23 family member 9. Bases 181 to 2166 code for a protein of 661 amino acids. The record is from RefSeq and is a predicted model, not a curated record. The transcript is spliced from 17 exons. Lineage: Eukaryota; Metazoa; Chordata; Actinopteri; Sciaenidae. Gene Ontology annotation, biological process: CTP biosynthetic process; UTP biosynthetic process; GTP biosynthetic process. Gene Ontology annotation, molecular function: nucleoside diphosphate kinase activity.
UAAGGCGGAAGGCGCCGUUGCCUAGCAACCCGGGAGCCAAACAAGCGCGAGCAGUUUCAGUUUGGCGCUAACCUGUUAGCAUAUUAGCUCGUUAAUUAAACUUUUAAAAACAAAUUAAACUUGACCUUAUCCAUGCUGAUAGUCAUUUAAUACAUAGACCUGUUUAAUUUCGACGUAGUGAUGGCAGGCAAGAAGAAAGAAGCAACUCUUCAGGCGUCUGUCACAAACCAAGAGCAGUGGGAGGAGAUGCUUUCAACCAAAGGUUUAACAGUUGUGGACGUGUACCAGCAGUGGUGUGGUCCCUGUCGAGCUGUGGUUAGCCUCCUACGAAAAAUAAAGAAUGAACUGGGUGAUGACCUAUUACAUUUUGCCACAGCCGAGGCAGACAGUAUUGAUGCUCUGGAGAAGUACCGAGGGAAAUGUGAGCCCACCUUUCUUUUCUAUGGGGGCGGGGAGCUGGUGGCUGUGCUGCGAGGCGCCAACGCUCCUCUUCUUCAGAAGAUGAUUGUAGAGGAGCUGGCCAAGGAGAAGUCUGUCCUGGAGCAAAGUGGUGAACGCAAAGUGGUUAAAGAUGACGGUCUGGUGAAUGAUGAGAAGAAAGAUGAGGAGGAGACAUCUCAGAAGGCAGAAAAUGAAGAAAGCAUAAUUGUUCCUGCGAGUAAAUACUACACAGUUGCUAUCAUCAAACCAGAUGCUGUUGCUCACGGCAAGGCAAAUGAGAUCAUUAUGAAGAUUCAAGACGCUGGGUUUGAGAUCCUGGCUCACGAGGAACGCACGCUGACUGAGACAGAGGCUCGAGAUUUUUACCAGCACAAAGCAGCAGAGGCUUGCUUUGAGGACUUGGUGCAGUUCAUGUCCAGUGGUCCGUCCCAUGUCCUGGUGCUCUCUCAGGUUGAGGGCUCAGCCAACGUUGUACCAGCAUGGCGUGAGUUCAUUGGCCCAGCAGACAUAGAAGAAGCCAGGAGAGAAAAGCCAGAAAGCUUGCGGGCACAAUACGGCACACAGACACUGUUCAACGCAGUGCACGGCAGUGAGGACAUCGACCAGGCCAGCAGGGAGCUCGCCUUCUUCUUCCCUAACUUUAGGACGGCCUCGGUAACGGAGCAGGAUGGGGAGGAAGAGCGUGUGGAGAGGACACUGGCUCUUAUCCGGCCUGAUAUUGCCAGAGAGAACAGAGAAAAGAUUCUGGCUCAAAUCCACGAGUCAGGCUUCACUUUAGCUCUCCAAAGAGAGGUGAUGUUGACAGAGGAGCAAGUCAGACAGUUUUACUUCCAGCAUGUCGAGAUGGAUUACUUUCCAGCACUGCUCCGGAGCAUGACCAGUGGGCCAGUGCUAGCUUUGGCUCUAGCCAGAACAGGGGCUGUCCAGCACUGGAAAAACAUCCUUGGUCCUUCUGAUGUCAAUAAAGCCAAAGAGGAGAGUCCUGAGUGUCUAAGGGCCCGGUUUGCUGUGGAGAAUGAGCCCAUCAACCAGCUGCAUGGCAGUGCAAGCCACAAAGAGGCGGAACGAGAGAUCAACUUCUUCUUCCCUAAACAGCAAACACUGGCAGUGAUCAAACCUGACGCCAUGGAGGAACACAGAGAGAGGAUUUUGGAGGAGAUCAGUGGCAGCGGUUUCUCUGUAACGCAGCUAAAGGAGAUGGUACUGUCUAGGGAGAUGGCUGAGGAGUUUUACAAAGAGCACAGAGAGAAGCCUUUCUUCAGCCAGCUGGUGGAAUUCAUGUGUCGCGGGCCCUGCAUGAUGCUCAUCCUCACCAAGGAGAAUGCAGUGGAGGAGUGGAGGGCCAUGAUGGGACCCACAGACCCAGAGCAAGCCAAGGCCACAUGCCCAAACUCUCUGAGGGCCCGCUUUGCUUCCGACAUCCUCCAGAACUCGGUCCACGGCUCCUCCAAUGAGCAGCAUGCGGAGGAGAAGAUCAGUUUUAUCUUCGGUGAUAUCUCUUCCGAUGCAGAGACCAUUGGAAGAGAUACCAGUGGUACAGAGACUGACAUGACCAUUUCAGCAAAAGAGCAAGACUGUUCUGCGGAUGAAAUAGCAGGAUUCUCUGGGUCUCCAACUGAAAGCAUUGCCAAUAACUAUCACCAACAAGAUGAAGGUGACCCACAUAAUUCGAAUCCUUGCAGUCCACAAACAGGAGGAGACGCUGAUCCAGAGCACUCAAACUGAAUCAAUCACCACACUUUGUAGUUUCUUAUGUUAUUUUGUAACAUUAUGGGGAAGAAAACACCAUUUCUGUCUGAUCCUACACAUCCUAUAGACGUGUAAAUGACGGGUCGAUAGCAAAGUGACCACAUGUUCCAGAUAAAGAGAGUACUUGUAGACGGGUCAAAGCAUGGAUUGCCAACAAUAAAUAGUCUUGAUCAACGGUAACUGCUAUCAUGCUGUAACAAUACAAAUAAGAGUGAUUAGGACCGGAUAUUUUUCCUUAGUAUUGACGUUUGAAGUUUUUAAGCUUAAUAAUGAAGGACAGCUCACUCUAACUAGCUCUGACUGUUUGAAUGUUGAGAAUAAAAAUGAUGCUUGCUGGUGGAUCGAUUGGGAGAUUUAUUUUUUUUUCUUUCCCAGGUAAAACCGGAUAAUCUGAACAUUAUUUCCUGUAACCAUAGUA